UUCAGGGCUAGAGCAAGGCCAUACAAACUUCCAUCUUCUAAUCGGCUUGUGGGAAGGAACAUGUUUGCAGAAGAUUGUUCAAAGUGUCUAGAGAAGAGGGACUGGGAGAAUGUUAUAUGCUCGGUUUGCAUGGAGUGUCCGCACAAUGCUGUUCUUCUCCUCUGCUCAUCGCAUGACAAGGGAUGUCGUCCUUACAUGUGUGGAACCAGUUUCCGGUAUUCCAAUUGCUUAGAUCAGUACAAGAAAGCGUCAGCUAAGCUAAAGUCAUCGAGCCAUCAUCAGAUCAAUAAAUCUGAGCUUGGGAAUCUCACAUGCCCACUUUGUAGAGGCCAGGUGAAAGGUUGGACAAUUGUACAGCCUGCUCGUGACUUUUUGAAUCUUAAGAAGAGGAUCUGUAUGCAGGAGAACUGUGUGUUUGCUGGAACCUUCAAAGAGCUGAGGAAACACAUGAAAAUGGACCACCCU
Camelina sativa (false flax) is the source of this 465-nucleotide messenger RNA. The record is from RefSeq and is a predicted model, not a curated record. Lineage: Eukaryota; Viridiplantae; Streptophyta; Magnoliopsida; Brassicales; Brassicaceae.